AUGUCACGAAAAUAUUCUUCAUGGGCAUCAAAUCAACCUUCAAUAAAUUCAAAUUUACCAAUUAUGAAAUUAGCAACAGUCCUAGGCAACGAACAAGAUCAACUUAAACAUCUCGAAAGAGUUGAAGCUAUUCCACAUAUGUAUAUAAAUGUGGAUGUACCACCACAACCAUUAUCAUCAUCAACAACAAAUAUUGAUACACGAGCUAUGCAACCAUCUAUGAUAUCAAGACAAAAUUCAUCUUUUUUUGCUGUACCAACUGUUCUAACAAAUGGUCAAACAAAAAUAUGGCCCGUUGAAAAAUCUAUAAAAAAUUCAUCAUUUGAAAGUACAUCAUCAACAUCAAAACGAACUCAUAAACAUAAACAUCAUCAUCAUCAUCGUGGCGAUAAACAUCAUCAUCACCAUCAUCAUCAUCAUCAUAAUCGACGGUAUCGUGCUAAAAGUGCUGAAUCAAUUAGAAAUCGACCGAAUCAAACAUUAAUUUCUCCAUCAAAAAUGAUGGUUACUAAUUCACAAUAUAUUGAACAAGAUCAACAACAACAACAACCAAUGGUUGUCUAUCGUGAAGUUCCUAGUGGUGAAAGUUAUCCAGUUGAUACUACUAAUCGUUUAGCUACUGUACCUUAUGAUACGCAACAUGAAACAGCUUUCGUUGAUGAUCAACAAGCACCUUUUAUUGUUUAUCGUGAUGCUAAUUUUCAACAACAACAACAACAACAACAACCACAAUCAAUAGUAACUGAUGGAAUUUCUCAACAAUUAUUUUUUAAUCACGAUCAAGAUGCAAUCCUUCAUCAAACUGAACCAUCGAUUUGUCUUUCACCAUUACAACAACAACAACAACAACAACCAUCACAAAUAGUUUAUUGUACUGAUUCAAAUCAACAAGAUUAUAUCUGUGCAUCAAAUAAUCAUAAUAUUAUUCAACAACCUAUAUCAUCACCAUUCCCACAACAACAACAACAAUUUGUUUGUCUUGAUAAUUUAUCAACAAUACAACCAACAAUAAUUAAUCAAAUACCUGUUUUUAAUUCUUUACCAACAAAUACAACUACACCAUCUCUUUUUACUUUACCACAAUCACAACUUCAACGUACAUCAAAUGUUAUUAUUCAACAACCACAGUGUCAACCUCAACCUCAACCAUUUCAAAUUAUUCAACAUCCACAAUCAUUACAAGUUAUUCAACAACCUCAACCAAUACAAGUUAUUCAACAACCACAACCAUUACAAUUCAUUCAAAGUCCACAAUCACAAUCUGGACAAGUUUUACAAAUUGCUUCAGCAACACCACAAAUUAUUCAAACUCCACCUGUUCUUCAAACUAUUCAAAUACCAAAUCCAACCGUCGCAGCUAGUCCACAAAUUCUUUAUCAACGUCCAUAUGAUCCAGCUGUUGUAUCAAUUCAAGGUCAACCAAUGGCUAUGACAAAUCAACCUGUAGUAGCAUUAAGUCAACCAUCUUAUGCACCAUCACGUAUUAUUCCAGCUAUACAAGGAACACAAUCACAAGCACCAAAUAUGUUUCGUCAUGCACUUAUACGAACUGUUGCUGGACGAACUGGCUUACCCAUUCCAUCAGCCGCAUCGGAUAGUUGCGGUGGUCUUCAGUUAAUGCAAUCUACAGUUGGAACACCUGCAGCUGCAAAUCCAAAAAAAAAAAAAGCAUUUGAUGUUUGUAGUUUACUACUAGCUAAUGGUAUAGAACAAUCGGCAUCAUUGCCAAUUGUACCAUUGACACCAGAUGGUUUACUUAUUCCAUUUCAGCCAUCACAAACACCAACAUUAUUAACCCCUGGUUUACUUCCACGUGCAGGUGGUUAUCCAUCAAAUCUUCAAGAUUUUAAUGAUAUUCAAGAAAAUAUUGAGCAACAACGUGCUCAAUUAGAAAAGAGUUUACGACAAGAAACUUUACGUCAAAGACCAAUACUAUCUUUGACUUCUACAACACCUAGAAGUCAAACUAAUCCAUAUACAUCAGCAAAUAUUUUUGCUUCAGACACUAGACCGAGUGGAUCUUCCCUUCCACCUAUAUCAUCAACAUCAUAUGUUCAACCAUCUUCAAUAGGACUUAACUAUUCUCGACCUACUUAUACUGGUUCAACAAGUGGAUCAGGUAUAAAAGGUCCAUCGACUGGUCCUUAUCGUCCUCUCUCACCAUAA
Molecule: messenger RNA, 2166 nt
Organism: Rotaria sp. Silwood1
Lineage: Eukaryota; Metazoa; Rotifera; Eurotatoria; Philodinida; Philodinidae
Source: the annotation of a GenBank genome assembly